GAAAAUCUCAUCAGUUGUUCACAGACCAUGUCCUGCCACCCAGAGGCAGUGUUGUAUAACUUUGAAUCCUCUGUCUCUGCCCUGAAUAUUUCACUUCCCUCAGAGAGACAAACAGGUAGCCUGGCCAGAGGGGGUGGUGCUAUUAACCCUGCAUGCAUGCAAAAACUACAGUGGAACUGCGUGCAUAUCCUCGGACCAGUUGUUAUGGAUGAAUGUGGACUUGGAGAGGUGAUCUUUUCUGCAGCAACACCAGUGAUGCUCUGCUGCUGGAGCUGGAGGCUCUGAAGUCUGUUGCGCGCUGCAGCAGACGGAUCAGUUCUGGAGUCGCCAGCAGUGCGCUUCAGCUUCAGCUGGACACACGAUCUGGAGGACUGCUCGCAUCGUUUGCUCAAAGUUUGCUGCCCUUUUUUGCAUGUUUUUAACAGUGGGAUUUCUUCUUCUUUUGAAGUGCACUUGGAGCUGUUUGUGUGUCUGUGAUAUGUGGAGAAGGCGUGCGUAAAGGGGAGAUAUGUUUUCGCUCCGUGGAAGUUUAGCCUCCUGAACUCUCAUCUUUUUUUUGUUUUUUGCAUUUCAAUUAUUAUACUUUAAAGUGAGGUUUUUAAAACGCCAGUGGGGGAAAUGGCCAGCGAGCGGAAACCUCGUCUUUGUGUCAUGGCCAAAGCGGAGAACGGGUAUGGAUUUCACUUGCAUGGAGAGAAAGGGAAGAGCGGACAAUACAUCCGCAAAGUGGAGCCCGGAUCUCCUGCAGAGGAGUCGGGGCUAAACGCAGGGGACCGGGUGGUGGCAGUGAAUGGAGUCAACGUGGAGAAAGAGACACACCACCAGGUGGUGCAGCGGAUCAAAGCCGUGGACAACGAGACCAGGUUGCUGGUGGUGGACAACGAGACGCAUGAAAGCCUGCGCAGCCUCCGCCUCACAGCCACGGAGGAGAUGGCCGUCCUCGGUGUCGGGCCUGCUCCUGCUCCUGCUCCUGCUCCUGCUCCUCCUCCUCCUCCUUCCUCCUCCUCCUCUCCCCCGGCCUCCCCAUCACCUCCCCCGUCCUCGGUCCCAUCCACCCCCAGCAAGAAGAGGGAGAACGGCUCGGUGUCCAAGCAGCCGGUCACGCCGAGCAGCCAGGUGCAGAAGCCUACCAGGAGGUCCCCGUCGAAGGCUGCGAAGAAGGAGGCUCUUGCCCAGGCUGAAGCCCAGGCCCAGGCCCAAUCCCAGUCACGGCUCCAAGUCGACCCGACCGAGAUCGCCCCACGUCUCUGCCACCUGAUGCGGACUGACACGGGCUACGGCUUCAACCUCCACAGCGAUCGAUCCAAGCCCGGACAGUACAUCCGCUCCCUGGACCCAGGAUCGCCCGCUGACCACGCCGGGCUCCGGCCACAAGACAGGCUGAUUGAGGUGAAUGGUGUGAACAUCGAGGGCAUGCGGCAUGCAGAGGUGGUGGCCUUCAUAAAGAAAGGGGGUGAUGAGACCUGGCUGCUGGUGGUGGACACCGACACGGACGAACACUUCAAGAGGAGGGGGGUCGUCCCCACGGUCAGCCAUCUCAGAGACUAUGACGGUCCGUCCAUAUCCAACGGCUCCCCCAACCCUCAGAUCAACGGCAGCUCCACCACACAGUCCUUCAGGUCCACACACUCCGACCUCAGCAGCCAGGGAAACAGCACACAGCUGGCGGAUGAUGACGGCGGCCGGCUGAUGGACCCCUUCGCCGAGAUGGGCCUGACCCUGAGCGCUACGGCAGCAGAGGAAAAGAUGAAGGUCCACUCCAAAGAAAAGAAGAAGGCGCCGCAGAUGGACUGGAUGAAGAAAUACGAGCUGUUCAGCAACUUCUGAGGCUUUCCACUACAAAAACACCAGAGAUACGAGCUCUCUGCUGUCCUCUGCGUGGACCAGAAAGAUCCCCCAUACAACAGAUUUUGCUCCUGGAAUUAAAUGUGACAAAAGGAAAAAAGUUGCACUGCGGAUUUGACUUUUUAAGCCACUUCAGAAACCCUUUAACAGCUUCUUUUCUCCUCUUCAAAGUAGAAGUACAACAUGAAGAAAGUGACUGCAAAACUGUGUUUAAAAUCACAGAAGGAAGAGCAGCAAGUUUUCACAAAUUUACCUAAAUCCCCAUCACUUUUUCUCUGCUUUAAUCCCCCCCGUUCUCCCCACUCCUGUAGAGACUAAUUUCAAACAAAUGAAGGGGACAGUUAUUUUUAUAUUUAAAAAAGUAUAAACAGCUUUUAAAAAAAAAAAUGUAUCCCAUCAUCAUGGACUGCAUUUUGAAGAGUUUUAUGGACACUGUGACGAUAAUGAUUGUGGACAUUGUGGGAGUCAGAGGAAGCCCAAAGCUGGCAGAAGAUCACUGUGAAAGAGUUGAGACCCUCCCCCCCUCGCAUAUGUUUUAUAAUAAUCCCUCACAGAGAAAAAGGACGGCCGUCUGUUUACUGGUUGUGUGUUACAGUACGUCUCGUACAUGUAUUUUGUACUUUUACAUAGAGCUCAUUAACAAAUGUUAUUUAGCACUCAGUCUUAAUAAUGUAUCACCACUAACCUCUUUUUUCCCCCAAAGUGCUCCAGUGCACAUGUGCAUAACAAAGGGAAGCACCACUAACAUUAAAUGUAUUGAUAAAGUAAACAUAGACCAGGGGUCAGCAACCUUUACUAUCAAAAGAGACAUUUUAGAUAAAAAAAUAAAUUAAUAAUCUGUCUGGAGCCGCAAAACAUUUGAGCAUUGUGAUGAAGGUAACACAGU
Sebastes umbrosus (honeycomb rockfish) is the source of this 2731-nucleotide messenger RNA. RefSeq names its product Na(+)/H(+) exchange regulatory cofactor NHE-RF2. NCBI's taxonomy places the organism in Eukaryota, Metazoa, Chordata, Actinopteri, Perciformes, Sebastidae. Gene Ontology annotation, cellular component: apical plasma membrane. The coding region runs from base 619 to 1827 and encodes 402 amino acids. Gene Ontology annotation, molecular function: signaling receptor binding; protein-membrane adaptor activity. Gene Ontology annotation, biological process: protein localization to plasma membrane. The transcript is spliced from 6 exons. The record is from RefSeq and is a predicted model, not a curated record.